Messenger RNA from Prorocentrum cordatum, 1785 nucleotides. The record is from the annotation of a GenBank genome assembly. Lineage: Eukaryota; Dinophyceae; Prorocentrales; Prorocentraceae.
AUGCCCGGCGGGGCAGCAGGGCCCCUCCCCGGAGGCAGCGCGCGACUGACCGCGGAGCCCGUGCCCGUCGUCCUGCUGAGCGGCUUCCUGGGCACGGGCAAGACCACGCUGCUGAAGCACUGGCUGGAGAACGCCGAGGGCCGCAUCGGCGUGGUCGUCAACGACGUGGCCGCCGUCAACAUCGACGCCAAGCUCGUCGACUCCCAACAGGUGGGCGCCAGCGGCAGCGCGGACUUCAUCCAGAUGUCGAACGGCUGCGCCUGCUGCUCGCUGGGCGACGAGCUCCUCGUGAGCAUCUACGACCUCCUGCAGCUGUCGACGGAGGACAGACCGUUCAGCCAGAUCGUCGUGGAGCUCAGCGGGAUCGCAGAGCCACAACGGGUGAGGGAGAACUUCGUCCAGGCGGCGGAGAUGGGCUCCGAGGUCGUGGAGGGCCUGCGGCUCGAGAAGGUGGUUACCUUGGUUGACACCUCCACGUUCUGCACCGACUACAUGGAGUACAAGAAGCUGCUCGAGAGGCCCGACCUAGUCGAGGACGACGGGGGGGCCAGCUUCGAGGCCGCCUCGGAGCAGGCCUCGCCGCCGCUGCUGGCGCGCUCGCGCUUGCGCCUGGGCCCCGCGGCGUGCUGCCCCGAGCGCUGCGCAGCGCGCGUGCCGGCGCGCCAUCAGCGCUGCCUCGAGAUCCGGGAGCUGCGAUGCUUCAAGCAGUGGCUGUGGGCACCCAGGGCCGUCACGGACGGGUGUGGCUCGAGGGACCUCAGGGUGGCGUCGGACCUCAGGGUGUCUCUGGUGCGCGCGCCCCUCGCCCUCGCCCAGGAUCUCAGGCAGCGAGCGGGCGCCCGCCGGCCUGGAGGGCUGCGGCGGGCCGGCGCCCGCGCGGGGCGCCUCGGCGCCUUGGCGCGAGCGGGCGCCGCGCAGCCGCCGGCGCCGGGCCGCGCGCCCGCGCGCGGGCGCCUGCUGCGCCCGUGCGCGGCGCUGCUCGGGGCGCUGCCCGGGGCGGCCGCGCCGCGGCGGCCCGCCCGGGGGGAGGGCGGCGGUCCGCCGCCGCAGCCCGCGGGGGCGGCCCGGCUCUCGGCCGCGUCGGGCGGCCCGGGCCGGCAGGCGCUGGAGGGCCGAGGCGGCCCGGGCCAGCAGGCGCCGGAGGCGGCCUGGCUCGUGCCCGCGCGGCGCUCGGGCGACCUCGUGCUCGCGGAGGUGCGGCCGCCGCGCGGGCCCAGCGGGCAGGGCCCCGCCGGGGCGGCGCGGCUGCCUGGCGCCCUUGAGGCCGCCGUGCGGCUGCCCAUGGAGGCCUUCGGGGAGGGGCGCGGCGCCGCCCGCGACGCCGUGCUGGGGCGGGGGGGGGCGCUGGAGGGCGGCGCGGCGUACCUGCUGCUGCGGCCGGGGCCGGCAGGAGGUCGGGGGACUGGCGGGGAGCUGGCGGACGCCGAUGUCGUCGGGCUGGCCCGAGUCUCGCUCGCCCCGCUGGCGCGGCCCAGCGCCAGCGGCCGAGACGCGUUCCUGACGUACGUGAUCGUGCGGAAGGACCUUCGCGGGCGCGGGCUCGGGGGCAAGAUGGUGGGCAUGGUGGAGGCGCAGGCGCGCGAGGCGUACGACCGGAUGUACCUCUGGACCAGCCCCGAGCGCCGGGGCUUCUAUUCGAGGCUCGGCUUCGGGGAGGUCGUCGGUUGGCGUGAGGGGCUCUUUGAUACCCGUCGGCUGGGCGAGAUGCACCAGCUGAGCGAGGCCACGAUGCUGAGUCCCGGGCAGAUCGUCAUGGCGAAGAGUUUCAGAUCGCCAGCUGCGUAG